This is a messenger RNA of Anolis sagrei ordinatus, 2470 nucleotides long. Its product is annotated as apoptosis regulator BAX-like. The record is from RefSeq and is a predicted model, not a curated record. Lineage: Eukaryota; Metazoa; Chordata; Lepidosauria; Squamata; Anolidae. Gene Ontology annotation, biological process: extrinsic apoptotic signaling pathway in absence of ligand; mitochondrial fusion; release of cytochrome c from mitochondria. Gene Ontology annotation, molecular function: channel activity; protein heterodimerization activity; protein homodimerization activity. Gene Ontology annotation, cellular component: mitochondrial outer membrane.
AGCUGCAAGGCCUUUCAAUACUAAUCAAGGUGGCCAAUUGUAACACUCACACCUGCCUCAGACAGACAAUAGUUCUCCCUCCCUGGACAUUCCACAGAUAUAUAAAACUCACUUGCCUAGUUUCCAUCAGACCUCACAACCUCUGAGGAUGCCUGCCAUAGAUGCAGGCAAAACGUCAGGAGAGAAUGCUUCUGGAACAUGGCUAUAUAGCCCGAAAAAACUACAACAACCCAGUGAUUCCGGCCACGAAAGUCUUCGACAAUACAAUGUUGUGAUUGUCCAGUUUGAUUGGCACUGAAUGGCCUUGCAGCUUCAGAGCCUGGCUGCUUCCUGCCUGGAGAAUUCCUUCGUUGAUGUCAAACCGUCUUAGAUGUAGUGCGGAUGGUCUCCAAAGCUCACACCCUGUUGUUUAGGCUGCUGUUUCCCUUGCUCAGCUGUUGCUUUUGUUAAAAUGCUGGGGCGGGGAAUGGAUUUGCCCCGGAAUGAGAUGGAAAAGCGAAACCAAAAAGACAGUCUGCCUUUCCCUCCCGCCUUCGCCUGAUUCGAAUUCACAACAGAAGCGGUUUCAUCUCUAGGAAAGGAAUGGCAUCCGAACAAGCUGGUGGUCCAGGAAUGUCAGACAACGUCUUUCACAUCCUUCGAAUUGGAAAAGCUCUGCUCAUUGGGUUCAUUAGAAAACUUUGGCAGGAAUAUAGCGCUUCCAAUCCCCAGGUGCCUCCCUUGGAGGAAACAACCAGGGAGGACUUGUCAUUCGAAGGAGGAGAGGACACUCCAGAUGCUGCCACAAUCACUUCUCUUCAAGAUUGCAUGUUCCGUAUAUGGCAGGAACUCAGCAGUAAUUCUGAUUUCACCAGCAUGGUGAAAGGUGCCACUGGUAAAAACCCUCUGGAAGUCCUGGCUGAUGUGUCUGAACACCUGUUUGCUGACAGGAUCAACUGGGGUCGGAUUGUUGUCUUUUUCUACUUUGCCUACAGAGUUAUUGCCCAGUACACACCGAGUUGGUUCCGUGAUGUGGUGGGUUGGGCCAUGACCUUCCUACAGAACCGCCUGGCUAACUGGAUCCAACAGCAGGGAGGCUGGGAGGGCCUCCUGUCUUACUUCGGCACCCCAACUUGGCAAACCAUUGCUGUAUUUGUGGCUGGCAUCUUGGCUGUCUCACUGACCUUCUGGAAAAUAUCUUAAUGUUCGACUGUCUUCGGUUGGGCUACAUUUAAGUUAUCUGGGAACAAAUGGGGGCAGGUUCCCCUGGUUUUCCAAUUCAAGAAUUAAUAUAUACUAAGGUUUUUCUUUCAGUUGUGGGCUGGGAAGAUUUUUCAAGUAAACAAACAAACAAACUCUGAUGCUCUUUAUCUAGGUGCCUUUCUAUGGGGAGAAAGCUUGCUCCCUUCUUUUUUCCCCUUCUUGGAUUUCCCUUCUUGGCAUCAUAUAGCUUCAGGGGCUAAAAGACAGAAGGUCAUAGAGCUUGUCAUGGCUUUGGAAAGAUUGGGAAAACAAGACAAAGGAUGUGAGAAGGUUGUUCUCAUUUGCUGUAACAAACAGUUCGCACUGCCUGACUUGUAUGAGGUUUUCGGGAAAAAGGCUCCAAGAUCUCACUUAAAAAACACCAGCAGUUCCCCAGCUUUCUCCAUACGUCUGCAUAAAGCAAGUUUUGCCUGUCUUCCUUUCUUUUCCUUGAUAUGGCAAAUCUUAGAAGUUGAAUUUGGACAGAAUUUGGCCAUAGUAGUCCACACUCUGGUUACAUCCUGAAUAGACUACUACAAUGUGCUCUACAUGGGGUUGUCUUUGAAGACUGUCCAGAAGCUUCAAAUGGUCCAGCAGGCAGCAAUCAGAUUGCUCACCAGAGUGAUGUACAGGGAGCAUACAAACCCUCCUGUUACGUCAUCUCCACUGGCUGCCAGUCUGCUACCAAGCACAAUUCAAAGUUCUGGCUUUAGCCUAUAAAGCCCUCAAUGGUUCUGGCCCAGCUUACCUGUUUUAACAUAUCUCCCUCUAUGAGCCAGCUAAGGGGUUAAGAUCUUCUUGGGAGGUCCUGCUGUUGAUCUCACCUCCUUCGCAGGUACGACUGAUGAGGACGAGAGACAGGUCCUUCUCAGUGGUGGCCCCUCAGCUGUGGAAUUCCCUCCCUAGGGAUAUUAAAUUAGCCCCAUCCCUCCUGACUUUCCAUAAGAAAGUAAAAAUGUUGCUUUUUGAUCAAACUUUUGAAGAUCUUGUGCAAUAGAUAAAUAUGGAAUUAUGUGCAAUGACUAUUGGAAUGGACCAGGUUAUGAUUUUGGAUAACGUGGUUAACAGUGAAGGCAUUUUUAAUAUGUUUUAAUGUAUUUUAUAAUUCUAUUUAAAUGCAUAUUUUAACUGUACAUUGUUUGAAGGCAUUGAAUAGUUGCCUAUGUGUAAGCCACCUUGAGUCCCCUCCGGGGUGGAGAAAGGCGGGGUAGAAAUGUUGUAAAUAAAUAAAUAAAUCUUCAGAAAUGCA